AUGAACGUGUGUGCGAGAGAGACAGAGAGAGAGAGAGAGAGAGAGAGAGAGAGAGAGAGAGAGAGAGAGAGAGAGAGGAGCGGAGAGACAGCAGCGCGCGACGUGGUCAUGGCGAGCGCGAGCCAGAGAGUGGUCCUCAUUACCGGCUGUUCUUCCGGGAUUGGGCUGCGGAUCGCCGUCCUAUUGGCCAGAGAUGAGCAGAAGCGUUAUUAUGUGAUCGCUACCAUGCGAGACCUGAAGAAGAAGGAUAAGCUGGUGAAGGCUGCAGGAGAUGCUUUUGGAAACACUUUGACUCUACAAGCCCUGGAUGUGUGCAGCGAUGACUCAGUGAGGCAGUGCAUCAGCGCGGUUAAAGACAGACGUGUCGACAUCCUCAUAAACAAUGCAGGCGUAGGGUUGCUCGGCCCUGUGGAGAGCAUCAGCCUGGAGCAGAUGAAGAUGGUGUUCGAGACUAACUUUUUUGGCACCGUUCGCAUGAUUAAAGAGAUCAUGCCUGACAUGAAGAGACGCCGAGCUGGGCACAUCGUCGUCAUGAGCAGCGUCAUGGGCAUGCAGGGCGUAGUGUUUAAUGACGUCUACACGGCCUCCAAGUUUGCCAUCGAGGGUUUCUGUGAAAGUUUAGCCGUCCAGCUGCUCAAGUUUAACGUCAAGUUGUCUCUGAUCGAGCCUGGGCCCGUGCACACCGAGUUUGAGGCGAAAAUGAUGGAAGAAGUGGCGAAGAUGGAGUUUCCGGGUGCAGACGCAGACACAGUGAGAUACUUCAAGGACGUCUACAUGCCGUCCUCCAUCGAUAUCUUCGAGGCAAUGGGGCAGAAGCCAGACGACAUUGCUAAAUGCACUAAGAAGGUGAUCGAGUCGAGAAACCCUCGCUUCAGGAACCUCACCAACAGCCUUUACACCCCCAUCGUUGCCAUGAAGUAUGCCGAUGAGACGGGAGGCUUGUCAAUACACACCUUCUACAACCUGCUGUUUAACUUUGGCUCGCUAAUGCACAUCACUAUGAACAUCCUGAAAUGCCUGACCUGCAGCUGCCUGCGCAGACGUGUCAUAUCACCGGACUGAACCACACACACACACACACACACACACACACACACACACACACACACACA
This is a messenger RNA of Tachysurus fulvidraco (yellow catfish), 1112 nucleotides long. Its product is annotated as retinol dehydrogenase 8. Lineage: Eukaryota; Metazoa; Chordata; Actinopteri; Siluriformes; Bagridae. The transcript has 6 exons. Gene Ontology annotation, biological process: estrogen biosynthetic process. The record is from RefSeq and is a predicted model, not a curated record. The coding region runs from base 1 to 1062 and encodes 353 amino acids. Gene Ontology annotation, cellular component: cytoplasm. Gene Ontology annotation, molecular function: estradiol 17-beta-dehydrogenase [NAD(P)+] activity.